This is a messenger RNA of Lymnaea stagnalis (great pond snail), 21744 nucleotides long. The record is from the annotation of a GenBank genome assembly. Lineage: Eukaryota; Metazoa; Mollusca; Gastropoda; Lymnaeidae.
GGAAGCCCUGCGUGUGUUGCAGUCCACACUAAUGAUUAAUGAAAGUCUGACCCUUUAGUUUUCUUAAAAAAUAAGUAAUAAAAAAUAAUUAAUAUUUAUUAAAGCUUAAUUUAUAACAAAAGGAAAUCAUGCUCCUUUUAAAUAGGCACUGUAACUGUGGAGUUUAAGAGUUGCUACGAAAAGCCUUACCAUGUCUACAAGUACAACAAGUACAGAGUUUACAGAGUCAAGUCUAAACUCUAAAUUUAAAAUUUAAAUCAUUUUCAUUGAUUCAUUGUCUUAUUAAAUCUCACAUCUCUUUUUGUUACUACAACUUACAACUACAUUACAAGUCAAAUAAAUUCAAUUAACAACAAUGUCAUGACAUGUAGGCGUAGGCCUACAUACACAAAACAAGGAUUAAUUCUUAAUAAUAGUAGGCCUAUUAUUAUUAUUAAUAGUUAGAACUAAUUAGUAGCAAGCCAGACAUGAAGCAGCAGUUUAAACAAACAACACAGUUGUAGAUUGGUGCAAUUUUAUGAGAGAACAAUAAAAAUCGUAACAGUGGCUGGAAAAUAAUCCAGAUCAAAUUGGAGGCAUGGACAACAAUCGACUACCAGUAGUGGUGGAAAUUGAUGAGAGUCUAACUAGUCUAUGUAUUUUCAUCGCAAAUAUCACAGAGGCCAAUGGCGAGAUGGCCACUUGGUCUUUGGUGGCAUUGAAUGCGGCAAGGUUACAUGCUUUCUAAUACUAUUAGCGUUUCCUGACUGCACAGAGGCUACACCUGAGCCGUUGAUUCAAAGAUAAAUCUUCCCUAUUACACAAAAUAUCAUGUCUGAUGGCUGGGAGGCCCAAGCACAUAGUGACUGUAUCACCAAUGGCAUUUACAUGCACUAUGUUGUUGUGAACAGAACUUGUUCAAUCAUGAAGAUAGCAAAGUUCACAAUGAAAACUUGGAGAACAUAGGAAUGGGAAAGAAGCGGAUACUUCACAGUCAGUUGGUAACAUCCCUUGGAAAUGUAUUCCGCAAAUAGGCUUGACAAGUUCAGCGACUAUCGGGCCUAUAUGAUUGUGACAUUCUUGAAGUUCAUAAAAAAAACUAUCCAGUUUGAAUCACCUCCGAAAAGAAAUGGCAUAUUUCAGAUAUUAUAACUGCUGUUAUAUUUACAUUCUCCAAUGACUUUAUGUAUUUUUGAUAUAAAAAACUGUUGUUUUAUUUAUGCUCAUAAAUAAUUUACUAUUAAUUAAUAUGACAUGACAUAUUCCUGAUAUAACAACUGUGUUUUAUUUACAUUCUCCAAUGACAUUAUAUUAUAUAUUUCUGAUAUAGUAACUUUUGUUUUAUUUUCGUUAACAUAAAUGAAUAAUUUAAUAUAAUUUUUAUCAAUUUAAAUUCUUGUUUUGUUUUUGUGAACAUGCUUUCAGUUUGAAAAGUUAAGCAUCAAUAAAUAAUUUAGUGUAAUUUAAUAUAAAUUAUAUAAAUUCAAUUUCUUGUUUAAUUUUGUAAACAUGGCUUCAGUUUGAAAUUUCAUUUAGCAAAUCAACUUAUAGGUGCAAAAAUCUGGCGUAUAGGGAGGAAAAAAAACAAGAAAAUGGAGAGAUCAUUUAUGCUAAUGGCUAUGUACCAUUGGGGGCCAUAGAAAUCAAAUAAAAAGAAAAGUUAGUGCCGUACAAUUUAGUUUUAGUUAACUAUUACUGACUGGAGUUAAUUUAAUAAAGAAUAUCGGUACACAUAAAUUUGUAUGCCAAAAUAUAAAAUUCUAUCAGAAAAUUUACUUACCUGAACUGCACUUUUACCGACCUAAGUGCCCUAAGCCUUAGCCUUAGUAAGCCCAUAAGCCUAAGACAUAUGUUAAGACCUUUAAAAAUAAUGAAACAUCUCACUGUCUGUCUCUUACUAACCUUAGUAAACUCUAAUUUCCCUAAAAAGUACCGGUAUAAAAAAAAAUAAUUUUUUAAAUCACAUAAAUAGCCAGUAAAAACACUUGAAACAGAGCUACUAAGAACUCUACUAAACUAUCUAAUAAUUUAAAUAAAUAAAAUCGAGUUAUCAUAAUAAUAUGAUAGUUUAACAAUGACUAAACUAUUACUAUUAGUAUACCAUAGCAUAGGCCUGUUAUGUCUCUGACUCUGAGACUAAGUCACUAAGCUAUGGUGACCAGAAGUCCAGCUUUACCUGGGAUAGUCCCCAUUUUUUGCAUCCCCCAUCACAGCAUCCCCAAAAGGUCAGGACAUGUGGGCCUGUGGAGUUUUCAGAAGAACUGCAAAAUUUUCCCUUGACAAGGACAAAUUCUCCCACUGUGAUAGUCUUUCUCCGAUUACAACAACAUGUGGACACCAUAUAAAUUAUAAGUGGCAUAUGAAAGUCGAUACAUUGAAACAAAUGUUUGUUGUCAAAUGCAAUUUCAGUGAUUCCUUUUUAUGACUGUUGUUAAAAAAAAUGACCUGAUAGCUAUCCACUCAUCUCAGAAAUAUUAGUGUGCCAUGAUUAUGAAAUUAAUAAUUACAAUUAGCUUCUUGGUGCUUAAUAUUUUUGACACAUGUCGGUUGUGUCAAUUUCAUUAAAUUUUUUAAAAUGUCAUUUGUUAGCAGUUAGUUACUCCCUGACAAGAUGUUUUUCCUUUUAUGAACAUUAAACAAGUGACAUUUUCUGAGUAUUGAAAAAUUCCUCACAAAAAAUUUCUGGUACUUAUCUACCUUAUUGUUCACAAAUAUUUUACCUGUGAUUCUUAAUUAACACAACAUAAGGUUCUGCUACGUCCACAACAUACAGAACCGGUAUAUUAGAUAUUGUACACUAAUGAAGUUGUUCUUUGCCCUUCAGUCAAUUUUUUACAUUUUUACCAACCGUUUUUGUCUUCAGUGGUGGGGGUUCCUACACCCCGGGUCCCAGGUUAACCCCCCCCUCCCCCACCAACCCGGGGGUCCCAUGUUACCCCCAGUAAAAUCGGAUCACCAUAACUAAGCCUAACUCUAACUUACUCUCUGAGCAUGGAUACUAGUAGGUAUCUAUCAUAGUUCAAAGAUUUUCUUUUAGAGGAGUGACACUCUGUGCAUGCCCUGUAUAAGUCCUAACCCAUACAAAUUCAUACCUGAUAGGGAUACAAAACAUUACUGACGUCACUUCAUCACAGGUAUCAGGGUUGGGCUUAGAUCUAGCAUUAGGAGGAGUUUGUCUUCCUGUAUGCAGUACCAUACUGAUUCUUGCUGUCCUUGACUUACCUCAAAUUAAUACUUGAAAUUUUAAGAGUAUUUAAAUGAAACAACUUGCCACCCCUGCUCCCCCCAAAACUUGUCACCCCUGUGCAAAUGCAUGUGUUGUGUAGUCGUUAGAGCUGGCCCAGAGAUAGGUGAUCAUACGCUGUGGAAUCUUUUAAAUGAGAGCUGUAAAAAAUUUGAGGAAUUCUGUGUGCAUUAUAAAAGUCAUUUACUCCUUUCUCUAUCGAUGAUUUGAAAUACCAUCGAAAAAUAAUUAUUCACCAAAUUUAACAAAUUUAUAUUGUUUUCAAUUAAUUUCAAUUCCACUUAUUUUCUGUUCUUGUUUUAAUUUUUUUCUAUUUCACAUAGAAUGUCGAGUUAUUUCAUUGGAGUAGAUGUAGGCACAAGCAGUGUUAGAGCUAGUGUAGUUAAUGAUGUUGGUGCAAUACUAUCCACCUGCAUUCAUCAAAUUAAUAUAUGGAACCCAAAGCCAGACUACUAUCAACAGUCUUCUGAAAACAUAUGGAUUAAUGUCUCUAAGGCUGUUAAGGUAUUUAUUCAUUCAUUCCGAGAUCAUCUUAAUGAUAAUACCACACAAUUUUAUAGUGUUAAUAAAUGAAGGAUGCGUUCAAGCUGUGUGAAACAAAUAGUAGGACAAGGUGUGUGCAAGCUUGAAUUAAGAAGAUGGCAAUCACUUAAGUUUUAAACUUGUUUCUAUUUCUUGUCCUAUUUUCAUAUGUCCUGUUUGCAGAGUUAGGCUCUUUGAUGAAACAUUGUCUUAUUGUCCUGUUUCUUAAUUCAAGAUUCCACAUACCCUAUCCUACUAUUUCCUUUAAAUUGUUGUUAGUAAUUUUUGUAACAAUCCGAUGUAAAUGGAAAAAUUUUAAAUAAAAUGACUGACCCAAUACUACCUACAGAAUUUUUUAGCAUUUUAGGUUCCAUUUUGAAUGAAAGCAAAUGUAAUUCUGACAUUUGAGAUAAAUUCUGUAAUUAAGUCUUUCUGUAAGUCUUUUGUGCUCUUAAAAAAAAAAUGUCUAUUUAUUGAUUACAGACUGCUGUUUCUGAAUCAGCAGUAGCUCCAGAUAAGAUUGGAGGGAUUGGGUUUGAUGCAACAUGCUCCUUGGUGCUAUUAGAUUCACAGUUCCAACCUGUUUCCAUUUCCCCAACGGGUAUUAUUUGAAUUCUUUUACUGACUGUUUUUUUAUUAAACAAGUGACUAAUCUCAUUUACAUUUAAAAAUGUAAAUAUCAUGUUUUCAGUGUGCUCUUUGCCUUUUAUAAAUGCAGGGAUGCACAAUCAAUUAGCCGCACAAAAAAAUAAGAGUGGCCUUGUGUCUUUAAUAUCUGUAUAAGUUUAUUUAGUUGCAUGUUUGUAUUGGUUGUCCGUUUGUUGGUUGCACUUUGUUCCCCUUUGUAAUUUGGGCAAAUGCUGACUUAACUUUAUACAUUUCUUUUCAGCUGAAAAAGAUCAGAAUAUUAUUAUGUGGAUGGACCAUCGAGCCCAGAGUCAGACUGAUGUUAUUAAUGCCACUAAGCAUCAAGUGUUAAACACCGUUGGGGGCGUCAUGUCACUAGAGAUGCAGCCCCCAAAACUAAUGUGGCUUAAACAGGUCUAUAGCUUAAAAUACAAAACUUUCUGAACUUGAUAUAAUUGAUAAAAUCUUGUGAGUAAAGUAAUUGUGAACAAGAUGAUAACAUAAUUGAUAUCAAAUAUUUGAAAGACCUAAUAAUUAUUCAAAGAAAAGUGUUAGCAAUUUUUAAGUACAUUACCAUUUAAAAACCAAUGAAUGAAUUUUUGUUUUCCCAGAAUUUGCCUCAAAGCUGGAAGUCAGCAUGCCACUUCUUUGAUCUUCCAGACUUUCUCACAUGGAGAGCUUCAGGCUCUUUAAGCAGGUCAGAUGGCUUAUCAUUUAUCAAUCCAUGUCAACUUCUCUUAUUCUCAGAGUCAGAUACAAGCAUAACUAAAAGUCCCUUCUGAACAAAAUGUAUAAUAAAUGCAAUGACUGGUUUGUGUAAACUGUAUCAAAGAGUUUCAAAUAAACCUCUUGACUACAGUGUUUCCUUAUAAAUGAACUGUUUUCUUUAGGUCCUUGUGUUCUCUGGUGUGCAAGUGGGGCUAUCAAGCAGGGGAAGACAACCAAGCAUGGGAUGAUAAUUUCCUUUCCUUGAUUGGCCUUGAAGACCUUGCUGAUAAUGGGUAUACUAAAAUUGGUAAAUCCAUUAUUCACUUUAUGCUAUUUUUACCUAGAAAAAUAAUAAAUUACUUCUCUGAGUGAUCCUUGUGCUCUUAUCCCAUUAAAACAGUGUAAACAACAUUCUGCAGCAUACUGAAAAUUUGGUGUUUUACAAGGCUUAAAGGACUAAGCAAUUGAGAAAAAUUAAAUUAAAAAUGUUCCUAAAACGUUUUUUUUUUUUACAAGUCUGUCAUUGGAUAAUUAUGACAUCCUCUGUGCUCUGUUGUUGCAUGGGGAUUUUCCUCAGUUAUAGGAAAAGAACCUAGUGUAAUGGAUUCAUGAACCCAGCUUGACAGCUAUUUUUGGGGAGGAGGAAAACCCUGAGUUAGAAACCUCAGCCACUGAAGACAGCAGCCAAAUUGGCUUGGGUUAUUAAUUAACAGCCUAUAAUCUCCUGAAACAAUGUGUCAAAUGAAAGAAAAAUAAAGAUGAAAAACUACUAGGCCUUACACUACAUAAAUUGAUAGUAAAAUUUAAACAGUUUUGCAUGGGAAAAUCUGUCAUCAGAGAUGUAGCUAGGGUUGGUUUUGCCAGAGGCACGCCAAGCUACCACACCUCCCCCCUCCAUGAACACGACACCCCCCCGCCCUCUACAGUUGGGAGACAUGCCCAUCAUCAUUAUCAGUGACACUACAGCCCAUGUAGGGCCCUGGUCUACUCCACCACAGCCUUCCAUUUGUAUCGAACCGUGGCUUUUCACAUCCAUGCGUGAACCACCAACUGAUGUAAGUGUAAGUCCUUCUCUACAUCAUUGAUCUGUCUCAAUCUUGAUCAGCCGGUGAGCCGUCUGUCCCUAGGUUUCUGCCUAUAGAUCAUUUUGCUGCUCUACAAUCUGGGAGAUGAUGCCGCCCCCCUCAAAAAACAAGUGCCAACUGUGCAUCUGUUCCACAACCCUUCCUGCGCCACUGUUUGUUUGAUUGAUUGGAUAUUUAAAUAGCGCUGGUAUCCAAUGCUCACUGUGCUCUGGUUUUCUUAAAUCUAUUUAAACAAAAAAGUUUUAAAAUGUUUCUUAAAUGAUUUUUUAUCAUUUUCAAUUCCCCUCAAAGAUUAAGGCAAACUGUUCCAUAAUUUUGGCGCUAUCGCUUCAAAAGAGCGCACUCCGUAUGACUUUUUUCUGUGUCCAUCCAAACUGGGAGCUCUUGGUAAGGACUGUGUUGAAGACAGCAGGUUCUUUAAGGAUACGUGUUAUAAAUCAGAUCUUUAUGAUAUUCCGGUGCAGAAUCUUCUAUGCAGUUAUAGUUAUUAACCUACUUCACUUUGUACCAGGAAUCAAGACUCUAAGUCCUGGCUCACCAUGUGGUUCAGGCUUGUCUCCACAAGCUGCUGAGGAUCUGGGACUUGUUCCUGGGAUACCUGUCGGGACAUCACUGAUAGAUGCCCAUGCUGGGGCAUUGGGUGAGUACAUAACAUUUGUUUCUGUCGAUUUGUAACUAGAUGAUUUAUGCAUAGCACACUUGCCUGAUCCACUAGAGGUUUGAACAGUGAUCUCUCAUUUAUCUCCACAAAAGCUUUGUCAGAUCUCAAACACAUAACUCAUGAAGUUUCUAUGUUUGAAUUAAGCAUAACAUCACUGUUGGGUAUCUUUCUGUCUUCCUUGCCUUGGGUGGACAAGGUUAAAGGCUCAUUGUAAUGCUUCCAGAUCAGAGGUAUCAUUAUUUGAUGCCAGGUUUCCACAUACACUGACAAGUGACUAGUUUUUUGUUAUACCCCCCCCCCCCCAACCCCACCUACCCCUGGCUGCACCAGGGCCUGGCAUUUGUCCCACGCUUAAACAUAGCCAUAUGUGAAUAACAGGAUAUCAGACCUUGAGAAACCAGAUUUUUCUAGAGCAGCCUUUUCAAUUCUUCUGCAGUGAUGUACUUUGUGAAUACUGCUUUGCUGUACUUUGUGAAUACUGCUUUGAUGUACUUUGUCAAUACUGCUUUGAUGUACUUUGUCAAUGUUGCUUUGAUGUACUUUGCCAAUACUGCUUUGAUGUACUUUGUCAAUGUUGCUUUGAUGUACUUUGUCAAUACUGCUUUGCUGUACUUUGUCAAUACUGCUUUGCUGUACUUUGUCAAUACUGCUUUGCUGUACUUUGUCAAUACUGCUUUGAUGUACUUUGUGAAUACUGCUUUGCUGUACUUUGUCAAUACUGCUUUAAUGUACUUUGUUAAUACUGCUUUGAUAUACUUUGUCAAUACUGCUUUGAUAUACUUUGUCAAUACUGCUUUGAUAUACUUUGUCAAUGUUGCUUUGAUGUACUUUGUCAAUGUUGCUUUGAUGUACUUUGUCAAUGUUGCUUUGAUGUACUUUGUCAAUGUUGCUUUGAUGCACUUUGUCAAUGUUGCUUUGAUGUACUUUGUCAAUGUUGCUUCGAUGUACUUUGUCAAUGUUGCUUUGAUGUACUUGUCAAUACUGCUUUGCUGUACUUUAUCAAUACUGCUUUGAUGUACUUUGUCAAUGUUGCUUUGAUGUACUUUGUGAAUACUGCUUUGAUGUACUUUGUUAAUACUGCUUUGAUAUACUUUGUCAAUACUGCUUUGAUAUACUUUGUCAAUACUGCUUUGAUAUACUUUGUCAAUGUUGCUUUGAUGUACUUUGUCAAUGUUGCUUUGAUGUACUUUGUCAAUGUUGCUUUGAUGUACUUUGUCAAUGUUGCUUUGAUGUACUUUGUCAUAAUGCUUUAGCAUACAAAUGUGUGGUAGUAAAUGAAAUGUGGACACACUUUAUGGUGGUAUUUCCUGGACCUCAUUGCUUCUUUUAAAGGCUUUAUUGUUGCUUCCAUACAUGUCUGCACAUUAAAUGUGUUUAAGAAAAUAGAAAUUUAAAAUCUACAUUUAACACCCAAAAUUAAAUCAAGCUGUGAAGAUGCAAACAAUGGUUGUUGCGAUCUGUUUCAUGCUGUUUACCAUUUUCUGUCUCACAGCUUGUUUAGGCUGCAACCCCAGUUGCAAGUCAUUGGUGUCAGAUAUAGAAAACUGUUUGGUGGUCAUAGCUGGAACGUCCACUUGUCAUGUCAUUGUAAGAGCUCAUUUACCAUAAUUCAUUUCAGUAAAUGCAGUUUGACAAUAGCAAUUUUUUCCAUAUGUUUAUGUAGUUGUAAUUUUUUUGGAAAGCACAGAAAAAAAACCCAACAACCAAAAAAACCCCUAAUAUUAUAUAAUUCUAUACUUUAAAAACCAUAACAUGCUUGUGAUACUCUCUUUGCUGAUAUGAUGAUGGCCAUUUCCAUGAGCUACCUAACUACUCACUGACACAUUGCAUUCCAUGUAUGUUUCCAAAUGUUGCUGUUGCUUACCCUAAAUUUAAAAAGUUACCACAUUAUUAGUCUGCUGCCUUGUACUUGUAUGUGUUAUCUUUUCAUAGUGCAGUAAAAGUCAAGUGUCUGUGCCUGGAGUCUGGGGGCCGUACUACUCAGCCAUACUGCCAGCCAUGUGGAUUAAUGAAGGGGGGCAGAGUGCAACUGGACAGUUGGUGAGGUAUAAGGACAUUGAUGCACAGAAUAAAUGUGUUGAGAUUUUUACUAAUAGAAGUUGGCAGACAUGGUUCAGUCACUGAUAUCUUAUACACAUGCAAGUCUGGAUUAGAAGGAAAGUUAUCAUCGACAAUGGUUGAAGCAUUCAGCUAAUUACAGAAGAAAUUAAGUGUACAAAGUCCAAAAAGCAAAAAACUCCUAUUUUUAGUUUUGAAAUUAAGAGAGAUACAGAACAAAGAAGGAUGAACAAAUUACUGUUUAAUUAUAUGCUCUCUUGUGUUUUGCAUAUAUUUUGUGGUGCACUUCACUGAGACAUCUGAAAAUCGUAAUGUUGGGUUACCUAACUAAAACGGCUCUCAUUGGAUAAGUGUAUAUAAAUUAAUUAAUUUAGCAAAUUGAUAUUACUGUAUAAUACUGUGCAUAAUGUGAAAUGUUUUGGUUAAAAAUACUACUUAAUACUACUUUAUUCUAGUGUUUCGCAUUAUACAUAUGUGUAAACAUCUUUUCAUUACUGUUAUAUGAUAUUAAUUGACUUCCACAUUCUUUGCAUUCUUUUUAGAGGCUUUGGUACUUUUACAAAAUAUUAUCAAGACCUGCUGGUUUCUGAUUUUGCAUUGCUAGCUUGAAUACACAAAUCUCUAAGUACAUAAAUGGAUUAGGGUGAUUCCAUCUUAAAUUCUUUGCAAAAUUUUAUGGACAUGAAGAUAAAUGGAUUAGAUAUUGCAACUUGAAUUUCAUUAAAUGCAUUGUAAUUUUUGUAGUCAUGAUAUUUUAAUCUCCAAGAUCAUAGUUCUUGUCUAGUUCUGUGCACUGACUUCUCAGAAGAGAUAGGACAGUUAGUAUUUUACUUUCAGAUUGACUUCGUCUCAACCAAUCACUCAGCAUUUGCUACAGUAAAGGACAAGGCAGAGAUCAGGUACUUUUUAAAACCAUAUAAAACUGGAGCUCAGGACAACCCUAUAGAACAUUUGGCACUCUGUUUUAAAAUUUUGUCUAUAUUCUUGUAUUUUUAAAACUAAAAUUAAAGUCUUUUAAACACAAUGGCCCUAGAAGAGAACUGUGCAUGAUCAUACUAUGUGUGAAUGGACAGCUACAUAGAAAGUUUUUGAUUUCAAGACUAGUAGUGAAGCAUCAAUAUUUCAGAAUGAGGUUUCUAUGAAAAGUUUCAUAAUAAACUAAUGUCUGAUAUCUCAAUAGUGCAUAAGGUGAAUAUGAAUUUGCUUUCAUGAUAAAUAUUUACUCUUCAUGUUCAGUGGCCACCAUGUUUAUGAAUAUCUGAAUGCACAUCUGCAAUUAAUGGCAGAUAGAGCCAACUUGUCAAAUGUCGCAAGCCUGACACACACCUUACAUGUUUGGCCAGAUUUUCAUGGCAACCGGUCUCCUUUGGCAGAUGUCAGUAUGAGAGGAAUGGUAAGGAAAAGAGAUUUGAGUUAUGUACAAACUAAGUUAUUUUUUUUUAGCUGGAGAGUUCUAUGACUUCCACAUAACAAGCUGCUUCCUGUAUAAUAAACAAAAUAUUUAAAAAGAACAUAUCUUUCCAAAACAGGUGUGUGGUCUUUCUCUGUCAGCUACUGAAGAUGACCUUGCCCUUCUGUAUCUUGCUACAAUACAAGCUCUAGCUGUAGGUACUUUAGGACUUAAAUUUUUUUUAAAAAUAUUAUAAACCGCUUUUUUCAUUUAAUGGAAUGGACUUUGUUGAUAAUGUUGUCAAUUGGCCUAGCAGUUUUACUAUUGAAUUUUAAAUAAUGUCAUUUUAAAAAAAAAGUGUCCCAGUAAACAAGAUUCUACUAACUCCCUUAAACACUUUAAAAAGUCUUAAAUAUACAAAUUAAAUAAUUAUUUAUCUAAAAAUAAGUAUUUUUGUUUGGUUUAUACCUAUAACAGUAUGGCACGAAACACAUUGUUUCAGAGAUGGAGAAAAGCGGUCAUACCAUUGCCAUAAUGUUCUUGUGUGGUGGAUUACGUAACAAUACCCUCUACCUGCAAACUCAUGCUGACGUCUUAGGUAAGGAAUCAUAUGAAACCACUUUAUAAAAAUGGAGAAGAAAGUUAAGUACUGGAAGAAUACUGUGCAAGUUAAGUUUAAUAUUUUAGAUGAAAUAACUACUUUUAUCUGAAUAUUCAGAAUAAAGAGAACUCACAAUCCACCAAAAAUUUACCUUUUUGCUUUAAAAGUUAAGUUUCCAAUUACACUAAUUUUUAAUGGUUGCAACAACCACAGUCCUGUCAAGGCUUUUCAUCCCUAGCACAAUCCUUUGGAUCUUUUACUUGUGGAUAACAUUAUGUCUACCUUCAGCCAAUGGAGAAACCUUCAGUUUGCUACCACCAUCACAAAGAGCAAACAUCUUCUAAACAUAAACCACUCUUAACUCCUCCUUCUGCAUGGUACCUUCAAAAACAAUAUUUAAAAAAUGAUCAUCUUUUUUAUUCAAUAUAUUUUUACAUGAACAAGCUUCCAAUAUUUUUUAAUGUAUCACUAUAUUUCUUUGUUAGGUCUGCCUGUAGUUCUCCCAAAUACAGAGCAAUCAGUCAUUCUUGGUGCUGCAAUGUUGGGAGCAUGUGCAUCUGGACAGUUUUCAAGUCUGCAGGUAUGUGGUAAAAUCUGUUGGUUUAAAAAAAUGAGGAGGAAGAAAACUAGUUUGAGUUUGAGAUAUUUAUCAAGAAAACCUUAUCAUAAAAUUUAAUGAAACCAAAUGCUACACUAUGACAAUCUCAAUAAAAAAAACAUCAACUCAAAUUUACUCACUAAACGAGACAAUCCUCCAACAAGUAUCGCGUUCAUUAGUAAUUGUUGCAACUCAAUAUUAUGUUCAUUAGUUGUUGAACGCUUUUCCCGCGCUUGUCUAUUAUAGUUAGUGAACGCUCUUCCCGCCAUUGUCUUUAUGACAUAUUUUUAUGCUGAGUCGUGACGUAUUGUCUAUGCAGUGUUGUGACGUAUGUUUUAGUCGUGCGGCAGUCUUGAGUGGAACCUUGGAGUGAUAGGAUGUUUAUUAUAUUUACUUAGAUAUUAAAGUUAUAGUUAUUAUGAAAAGGAGUUGAGUUUGUUAAUUGAUAGUGAGAAUAGUACGACGCUUCAACGUAUGAAAGAACUGACGAAUGUAAUCAAUCCAAGAAGACAGUAGGAGUUGACAUGGGGGCUUCUCAUCCGGGAUUGGUGAACCUCGUUAUUUUCAUACUUGAGGUAAAGUACAAGAACAUUCUUUAGGAGUUGACAUGGGGGCUUCUCAUCCGGGAUUGGUGAACCUCGUUAUUUUCAUACUUGAGGUAAAGUACAAGAACAUUCUCAUUAUUCAACUUUAGUGAAGUUACAACCAUCGUCGCAUGUUCCCGUAUUUCAAUGUUGGAGCCCCGCUGCCACCGUGUGUCAAGUUUAUAUGAGUUGCAUACGCCAGUAACUCCAUCAACCACCUACGUCCUGUAUUAGGCUAGUUAUGUCCUAACCUGCAACAGGCUAACUACACCCUGCCCGUUAUCAAGUUGCCAACGUCCUGUCCAGUUCCAGUGAAAUAACUAUGCCCUGCCCGUUAUCAAGUUGCCAACGUCCUGUCCAGUUCCAGUGAAAUAACUAUGCCCUGCCCGUUAUCAAGUUACUAACCUCGUUUCCAGUUCCAGUGAAAUAACUACGCCCUGUCCGUUAUCAAGUUACCAAUCUCCUGUUCAGUUCCAGUGAAUUAACUACGCCCAUUGCUGCAUCGAGUUAUCUAAGUCCUGCCGGUAGUGAGCUACCCACUCCGUGUUCAGUUGGAGUGAAUUAACUACGACCAUCGCAAUUAACUACGACCAUCGCUGCAUCGAGUUAUCUACGUCCUGUCGGUAGUGAGCUACCCACUUCGUGUUCAGCUCCAGUGAAUUAACUACGCCCCUCCACGUAUCGAGUUAACUACGUUCUUUCAGCGGUGAGCUACCAACUUCGUGUCAAGUUCCAGUGAAAUACCCAGCCCUGACCCUCAUCAAGCCGCCAACGUCCUGCUGAGUUCCAGUGAAUUAACUACGCAUUUCCCUGUAUCGAGUUAUCUACGUCCUGUCGGUAGUGAGCUACCAACUUCGUGUCCAGUGAGCUACCAACUUCGUGUCCAGUGAGCUGUGAAGUCUUGUGGCCUGUCCGGUCACCCAGUUGAACAACGCCCUGUCCUGUUUCAACGAGCCACCAACGUUCCGUCCUGCAUCAAGCUGCACAUGCCCGAUCCUGUAUUGGCGAGUUACACACGAACUGUCCAGUGUCGACGAUUCGCCUACGUUCUGUCCAUUGAGCUGCCGAUGUCCCGUGACCCGUCCCGGUCACCCACACAUCAAUGACUGUUUCCCAAGAUCGCCAUAUAGGACAAUUGAAGUUUGUGAGAGAACUAUUGACAGUAAAGAACCAUUGACACUUAAUUAAGCCCAGUGUGUGUUUUGAAUAAUAUUUAAAUUCUAUAGGACUUUCCACGAACCAGGCAAGUUGGAUUUUUAUUGUUUUAAAACAUUUUUGGCAUAAAUUUUAUUUUGUAUUUACAUUUUUUUACCUGGGUAGAAUUUAGAUUUUUGCUAGAGUUAGUUUAAACAGACUGCGAUUGGUCCUUAUUGUUUACUGUAUGAUCACCCUUAAUUUGCAUUGCUAUGGCUGGAUAUGUCAGUGGGAAAUGGAGUUUAGAAGAAAUUAGGCAUGUGGGAGUGUUACUUUGUUAUACCGGAGAGAACCUAGAGGAGUAUAUAAGAGUUAAGUUUGAAGAACAAGAACUUCGAGCUAGAGAGGAAGAACUUAGAGCUAGAGAAAUAAAACGUAUAUAUAGACAGAGAGAGGAAGAACUUAGAGCCAGAAAGAAAGAACAUAUAGAUAGACAGAGAGAGGAAGAACGUAUAAUUAGACAGAGAGAGAAAGAACGUAUAGAUAGACAGAGAGAGGAAGAACGUAUAAAUAGACAGAGAGAGGAAGAACGUAUAAAUAGACAGAGAGAGGAAGAACGUAUAGAUAGACAAAGAGAGAAAGAACGUAUAGAUAAACAGAGAGAGAAAGAACGUAUAGAUAAACAGAGAGAGAAAGAACGUAUAGAUAAACAGAGAGAGAGACAAUUUGAACUAGAUAAACUAGAUGAAAAAAUUAGACUGGCGGAAUUAGAGGCAGAACGACGGGAAAUUAUUUUAAAGAGACAGGCAUAUUAUUAUAGCGACAGUGACGAUGACGAGAGUCAAGGGGAAGAAAUAUAUUAUGGCAUUGCCAGCAUUCACUGUGAGAAUCCCUAUAAAAAUUUUAAUAGAGUUUCUAUUAAUGUAAGUGAAAACAACUUUGUGGAUAACGGUGGACAUACUCAUGAUCCUGACCCCAGGCAAGAGCCGGCCUCGCAACCACGGUUCAUGGCUAAAGAUACUGAGGAACAAAAUGAUAUUAUUGCCUCUGCUGACGACUCAAUUUUUUUAAAUAGAAAUGACAGUGAUUUGUUAAUUGAUCCGUCGGCUAACGUUAAAAGGGACAACGUUGACCGUGCUGACAUACCCCCAGUGGCAAAGGGUACAGAUAUAGCUUUAGAUUCAUGUCAAAACGAGGUUGAAGUAGUUGGUGUAUCCCAGGAAGUCCAAUGUAAAGAAGAAAGGGGACGACAAUUUAAUAAGGUAGAAGUCAUUGGAAAUGACCUUAGGUGGACGUAUGUAGGGGAUUGUCCCAGCGCCACAGUAUGUAAUAAACUGGUGGUUAUGGAAACGGGCUGUAUUGAAAGCAAAGAGAACCCUGUUCUAAUGUCUGAGGACAUGAUUUUUGUUGUAUCUCAUGGUGAGCCAUCAGAUAAUGUAAGUCCUGAAGUUGAUUUUUUGCGUGAAGUUGAUGAGGUGAGUGUAAUCCCUGAGGUGGGGGAAGGAGAGAAAAUUGUUGUUGAUACCGGUAACUAUAGUGAUGUAAAUGGUUCACUGUGUAAUGUGAGCAAAGGUUGCUCAAAUGUUGAUAUUUUUACAGAGAUAUGUACUGGUAAUGAAUAUGAAUUAGUUGAUAAUGUGAGCCAGGUGUGCUCAGGUUUUGAUGUUACUGCAGAGAUCUGCAAUGGAAAUGUAUCACAAGUUGUUAUGAGCAGGGGUUGCUCAAAAUUGUAUAGUAUUACAGAGAGCUGUAAUGAUGAUGAAUCACCUGUAAAUGUGAGCCAGGGCUGCUCAAAUUCGUAUAUUGUUACAGAUAGCUGUAAUGAAAAUAAAUUCCCAAGUAAUGUGAGUGAAGGUUGUCCAGAUUUUGAGAGCCAGGAGUGCUCUAACAUUAAGUUGGAAACCAAUGUUGAAAGUGUUAAAGAGAGCGCUGCCAGCUCUAAAGGUGCACUUGUUUAUGAUUUUCAAGAGGAGGUGAGUUGUCAGGUCCAUGAGUUGGGAGGUGAGGCUUUUGAUUGUAUUGUUAAACAAAAUGAAUCUGUUAAAAUGAACUAUUGCCAUGAUUGCCCUGAAGUUCCUGAUUUGUUUGAGUUUCUUUUUUAUGAGACUCGUUUUUCAUUUUGUAACAAUUUAAAAAUAUGUAUUGUAAAACUGAGAUUUCACAUGAGUUAUGACCACGGGUCAAAAGAACAGGGAGAGAUAAUUUUAAUUAUAAUAAACAUGUUGAAGCAUAAAGUUGUGAAAUCCACGGACAAAAGAUAUGUCCCGCCAUCUGUAGCUGUGUUAUUUAAGAGCAAAUAAAGGCUGCUCAAAUUGAGGUGAGGCAUCUCUCACCUGUAAUAAUGUUAGAUAGUUUUGUGUUUUUAUAGUGAUGGCAAUUGGUUUUGUUUAAAAAUACACCUUCUUAAUGAUAUGAUUUGGAUUAACUUAGUUAUAGUUUCAAAUUCAGUAAGGAUGUUGAUGUAUUUGCCCUGAUUUUUGAGAUAGAAAUAUAAUUAUUUUUAUUGGUAUGAAAAAUGAAAAUUAACGUUGACAUUCAAUUUCAAUGGUCUGAUUUUUAUUGUUGUACAUGAAUUUUUAACUCUUGAAUUGCAGUUAAAAUUAUGUACGAAGGAUUGUUUAUUUUAUUGCAGUAUAUCAUAAAUCUGUUUGAUUUUCAGUGAUACCUAAAUAAUGUUUUUUUGAUAAGGACCAUUCAUAUGGCUGAAGGGUUCUUCUUGAUGUAAUUCAUGUAAAUUUUGUGUGUCUGGUGACGAUUUAACUCCGUUAGUUAAAUCUGAAAUGAAAGAGGGGGGAUAUGUCGAGUAUGAGCGUUCAUUAGUAAUUGUUGCAACUCAAUAUUAUGUUCAUUAGUUGUUGAACGCUUUUCCCGCGCUUGUCUAUUAUAGUUAGUGAACGCUCUUCCCGCCAUUGUCUUUAUGACAUAUUUUUAUGCUGAGUCGUGACGUAUUGUCUAUGCAGUGUUGUGACGUAUGUUUUAGUCGUGCGGCAGUCUUGAGUGGAACCUUGGAGUGAUAGGAUGUUUAUUAUAUUUACUUAGAUAUUAAAGUUAUAGUUAUUAUGAAAAGGAGUUGAGUUUGUUAAUUGAUAGUGAGAAUAGUACGACGCUUCAACGUAUGAAAGAACUGACGAAUGUAAUCAAUCCAAGAAGACGGUGUAGGAGUUGACAAUUACAAUCUCAAUAAAAAAAACAUCAACUCAAAUUUACUCACUAAACGAGACAAUCCUCCAACAAGUAUCCAAUAGUCCAUACCUUGGAAUUCUCUUCUCAAAUAACCUAAAAUGGUCGCCCCAUAUAAACAAAAUUUCAAAAAAAGCCAACUCCACCCUAAGUUUCAUCCGAAGAAAUCUGCGCCACUGCCCAACUUCCUGAAAACGGAAUGCCUAUCUCGCACUCGUCCGUCCACUACUGUAAUAUGGUGCGAUCAUCUGGGACCCACACCUUAAGCAAGACGUGGACACGAUGGAGCGAAUUGAACGUAACGUGGUGCGUUUUAUCGCUCGAGACUACAAAUCCACCACUCCUGGCUUCGUCACUGGCCUCUUAAAAAGAUUUGACCUCCCUCCCCUUAAAGACAGACGAGAGAGACUCCGCCUGACAUUCUUAUAUAAAGUGAUCAUGUGACUGGUACCGGCCAUCCCAGCAGGCAAGUACCUCACCCCACAGAAGCCGGGUAGACUGAUCAGAGCAAAACGCUCACUGAACACAGACUUCACCACUGACAUUCCCAUAAACAAUUACAACAGAAACAAUAGCAAAUGCUUCAAAGUGCCUCAGUGCAACACAGUGCAGUAUCAAAAAUCUUUCUUCCCACGCACAAUAAUAGCAUGGAACAACCUGAACGAUGCCACUGUGAACUCCACAUCAGUCGGAAGCUUCAAGGCUGCCCUGGCAUCAGCUAGGAGCUGUUAGAAUAGCAACAUCAUACCCCCAACUGUUGCAAAGAUGCCAGUACAUGGAUGCAGCAACAAAACAGAACCAGAACCUGAGUUUUUAAUUGAGCAUCUUUAAAAAAAAACACAAAAAAACUGAUGACAGAAAUUUCAUUUCAGUCAUCUAUUUCUUUAGUUUUCUCACUAAAAGAAAUAUGACAUAAUUAUAUCUCAUUGUUUCAUUAUGUCAAGAACUUCAUUCUUCUACAUUAAAUUUCUUGGUGGCUAAUUUACAGAGUUUCAAAGCUUAUUUAUUUAAGACUUAAAAACUGGAUACAUGUAAAGUGGUGGUCCUCAUUGAGCUGCUUGUCUGAUUGAGGGUCUGCUUGAACUCUCCAAAUGACCUUGUUUGAUUUCUUAAUUGUCAGAAAAAGCAAAAUGGUUUUGAAUUGUUUUGAAUUUAUGGCAUCUGAGUGUUUUGUGUUGCCUUUCUUAAAAACACAAUGUGAUGUAUAGAGCAUUUAGUUGCCAGCUUUAUGCCCUCUUUCCAUUGAGUACUAAAGGAGCCAGCAAAUCAACCACCUUGUCUGGAUGCUGGUUUGAAGUUUUUUAAUUAAUAAUAAUAAUAGCAAACAAUAGUAAUUGAAAUGAUAAACCCCAGUCCAAUAGCAUUAUAUUUAUAUAAUGAAAAACAGAUCAAGACAAUAAUAUCAAUGUAUACAAAUAUUUUCAAAACUAUAUUUUUUUUUAAAACAGACAGCGAUGACAGCCAUGGGAGGUCAAGGUUCAGUAGUAAACCCAGAUCUCAGCAGUUGCAGGUGAAGUUUAUAUUUUAUAAUACAUUGAGAUUAUCAUAUAAAAAGGAGUUUGCUUCAUGUUAAUUGGCAUUUAAAUCUUAUAUUUUUUUUAUGAGUUGUAAAUUAGAACGAAUCUUUCCAAAAAGCGUUUAACAAAUUUUUUUAUUUAAAAAGAAAAAUGUCGAGUACAUUUUCUGCUUACAAUAGAACAUAGUUUAUUAUAGUCACACAAACAGUUAAUUUAUUUGUCAAAACUUUCAACAUCCAUAUUUUACAGACUAGAAUUGUAUUCAUAUUUUAAGUUCUAUAACUAUAACCAAAGGAUAGACAUUAGAUUAAAAAGAUAUCAGUUCAUUAAUUAAAUACAAUUAUAUUUUUUGUUUAAGCUUAGGCAAGUUAAUGAUCAAUUAUUUUUUUUCAGCUUUCAUCAGAAAAAGUAUAACUUGUUCCUAGAAAUGAUGCAAGACCAAAGAAAGUACCAGAAGAUCAUGUCUGACACUUAGAGUUUAUGACAUGCUCUGUCAUCAGGAUUGUCAGAUAACUAAUAUGCAAUUAUGAUCCAGAUUUCUUGAUGAAUAUAAUCAGAUUUUAACUCAUCGGUGACCAGGCAUUCCCUUUUUCUGAGCAAGACAAUAUUUGUCACCAGAGCUGUUUUAAAUAAUUAUUACUUGUGAAUUGUUAAACAUUCAAAUUGAUACAUCCUAUAGUUGAUAAUAAAUAAUAGUAAUUCUCUAAGAGUUAAAAUAUGUUCUGUACAUAAUACUGGAAUUUUUGUUAGCUUAAGGGUAUGUGUUAAUUUCUUAAUGUGCUAUUUUUGCUGGCAUCCAUCCAUCACAAUGUGACGAUGAUGUAGACUUCACAGAACAAAAUCCACAAGCCUUAGAAUAUUCUUAUAAGGUGGUUCCUAACACAGCAAAUCGCCCAUCUUCAUGCCGCCGGAUAACCCAAGCGAACAUCAUAUGUGGAUGAUAAAGCUUCACAGGAGUUGUCGGAAUGUUUCAUCAUGUCAAUGCUAUUCACCUAUGGGACUCCAUCUCCGGUUUGAAUUCAGAGUUUCCUUCUCUUAGAUGAGUUGCCAUCCAAGGUUAACGAGUCCCAUCCACCCGGGGUGUUGGUGAUGUUUUUGCUUGACUGGGCCUUGGUGGGGAUUGAACUCCAGACCACAAACUUGAGAUUUAUUCAUUUUAGAUCAGCCUCCGGCUGUCCCGCACCCUUGUGCUAUUCUCUACUGAAAUGUAGAUUGUAAUUCAACAAUAAAUAUUUUGACAUCCAGAUUAUUCAAUCUGUUGAAGCUAUGUCAACUAAGUUUCUUUCUGAUAAUCUUGUCCUUCAAAUCUUUAUAUGCAAUGAAUCACUGCAGUCCAUCUGUAAUUCAUUGAAAGAUGCAGACAAAAUAAUUAAAACCAUUGUGACAAGUCUUGAAAAGCAUAAAUGCCUCAUUAUCCAUACAGUACAGAUGAAACUGUGUGGUGUCACAAAAUAGUAAAGGUAAAUUCUUACAGAUUUUUUUUUAAUGGGGCUUGUACUUUGGUAAGGCUCAGAGAAACAGCUUUUCCAAUUAACUGCUGUUCAAACCCCACAAGAAUAAUUAGAAUGUUAGACCAAUGUAGAAAAAAAAAUAAUGAAAAUUGUGCAGCAUUGUAAGCUGCUUUCAUCAUUGACAGUAUUAUUUGUGAUCAGUGAUAGCUUUGUUUAAAGACUGUUUAUGUACUGUUCUAAGGAUUUAUUAAACAUUUAUGAACGUUUAUGUAAUCUUAAUUCUAAAAAAUGCUUCUUCAUAUAUUUUAUGGAUUUUUAAGUCAAAGCUUAUCAUUGUCAUGUCUUAGGUAUAUACCAAAUUUAAAUUAAAGAAUCCAUGGCUGUUUAUGUAAAGAUUUAUUAAGUCACUUUUAUAAUGAACAUGUUGUCAGGCCUUUAUAAGAAAAAAAAUUCACCAUAAAAUCUAGCCCUCCUCAGACAUUUUUCUCAUCUUGCUUGAAAUUAGUUUACUUCCUAAAUAAAUACCCCCCACCCCCCAUAGAAGGCAAUUUUACUUUCUAGGUACCAACUUUGUUCAUUGAAAAUGAUGGAGGGUUUAGUUAGCUAUUGCUACCCAAACAGAACAAAGUGAUUUAAUUUAUUAUUGCUCCAAGUUAUAUAGGUAUUUUGUUGCAAUACGAUUUUAGGAAAAAAAUUACCUGCUAAUCUUAAUAAUGGUGUUGAAAAUAUCUUGAGUCUAAGCAAUAUUUUUUAUAGUUUCAGUUAUUUUGGUUGAGUACCAUGUGUUUCGCAUAUUUGUGUGUGUCAAUAUUUCUUGGUACCCAGUUGUUUUUCUUCAAGAUUUUCUGUAAUUUUAUUGUAAUGCAGGGGUCUCAAACUCACAUCAUCUGCGGGCUGCAGGAGGUAGAGUCUGAGUGUGACUGGGCCGCAUCAAGUAUUCCACCAAAAAGCGAUUACAAAUUCAGUAAGCACAACUGUUACAAUGUGCUCAACCUUUAGUUAAUAACAAAUAAAAACAUUAAGGGUUCUCAAGAACUAGGCUAGACUUUCUUCCUCCUACUCAUUGUUGCCAGAGACCUGGCAGCGCUUCUUGUUACACAGCUGAACAUUUGGCUUGAGUGAGGAAGCAAGCUUGAGUAAGGAACUGAGACCCUCGGAUAGCUUGAAGAUGCUUUUCAGUACGUUUGGCCCUGAAUUUUGACUUAAGUUCGUAGUGGAAAAGAGCUUUUGACACAGAUAGGUACUCCCAAAAAAGGCUCAUGAUCCGCUUGAACAACCUGGAAAUCUCAGGGAAGGUAGAGGACAAGGGUCUCAUAAAUUGUCCAUGCUUGUCUGCUUUUUCAUUCACCUUCCUGAACUUAAAAUUGCACUGAAGAUCCAUCUGCGUAAAAACAUUGGGGUGGGGGGCAUCUUCCACAGUAAAGGAAAAAGGGUCGGCAAAAAAAGUUGCUCUGUGUGUUUUUUAGUCUAAAAACGUGGAUCCAAUUCUUCCUGUAGCUUUGCAAUGGCAUCAGUAUAUACUUACUACUGAAUGGUGUGCCAGAGUCCAUGAUUACUUUGCAUGUUGGGAAAUGGCAGAGGUUUCUCUAAGUACCAUAACACAAGUUUUGUGCAGAAUGCCCAGACAUUGUCAUAGGCACCACUGACAAGUUACCCCUGGUCUUGUAAUUUCUUGAUGAGUACAUUCAGCUCCUGUGUAAUGCCAACCAGAAAAGCAAAGUCCAUGAGUUAUUUGGGAUCACUUAGUACAGGAGCUACCACCCCAUCCUUUUCCACGACGGCUUUUAAUGCUAAAUCGUGUUCACACAGUAAACAGAAGCAGGCAAUAUUUAUGAAUUUUUGAUGAGAAGGAAGAUUCUAUUGUAGGGAGAAUGAAUUAAGAUUUUUUAUCCUAGUAUGGGCUUUUUUGACUAACCCUUUUGAAAGUGACCAAGCUGACUGGCUCUGAAUUUCCCUCACUUGUAAACACUAGCAGGAAUUUUAAUAGGGAUUUUCUGAUACUGUGUCAGAUUGCUACGAUUUACACAAUUAUAGUUGUGCAUUACUCAAUAAUUGACUUUUUAAACUGCUUUUUGGCUAUGUUUGUCUCAUAAAUGCAAUAAAAUAAAAACGUUUAGUCCGACGUUAAAACGGUUUUUACCAUUAUAAUCAACGUCCAAAUCUAUCCAAACAUAAUAAAAUCAGAAUUAGACUAGCAGGUAAGAUUUGACUUAAACCGUUGCGGGGGAGAGGGGUGUGUGUCAAUUAGAAAUGAGAAUGGGCAAAACUCGCCGCCACAUAAACACAAAAAUUUGUUCCAUGUAAUGGGCCGCAAAAUAUCGUCUUGCAGGCCACAAAUGGCCCGCGAGAUUGAGACCCCUGUUGUAAUAGGACUUCAAAAAAAUAAAAAUAAAAUUUAUCCUGCC